This is a messenger RNA of Vicia villosa (hairy vetch), 2213 nucleotides long. RefSeq lists its product as uncharacterized. The record is from RefSeq and is a predicted model, not a curated record. Bases 154 to 1824 code for a protein of 556 amino acids. Gene Ontology annotation, molecular function: protein binding. The transcript has 4 exons. Lineage: Eukaryota; Viridiplantae; Streptophyta; Magnoliopsida; Fabales; Fabaceae.
UUAUAUUAGUGAACCUGAUACGAUACUACACAUUUUGCCCUAAAAUGAAACCCUAAACUCUAAAUCCUUUCACAAAAAGCUUCUCAAUUCAAUCUCUGAUCGAAGUUUUUCUCCAAAAUCUGUUGCUCCCGUCUCCUUCAGAUUGCAGCAACAAUGGAUAGUGACUUGCCUGAUUCUAUUUUAUGGUUUAUCUUUAACAAAUUACCUUUGAAGGAUCAUGUUAAAACUUCCAUAUUGUCCAAACACUGGCUUAGCGAAUUGAAAUCAUCAUCAACACACCUCAGUUUUGAUCUCUAUAACACACUUCACAAUACUACACUGCCAAUAAACAUUCGACUCUUUCGAAGCCUCCAUUCUCAAUUUACCUCAAAAUUGGAUCAAUUCAUGUUAAAUUAUCAACAUGCAACGAUCAGUUCAAUUCGAGUAAAUUUUCCAUUGGGUAAUAAACAGCGCGAUGUCAUUGAUAGAUUGAUUUCUCAAGGGAUUGCUAAGGGUGUCAAACAUAUUGAACUAUUACUCUCCCAUGAAACUAAUUUCAAGAUACAGCCUUAUAUACUUUCCUUUACUCUCUUAUCGAACGCCGCCGAUUCUCUAACCUAUCUACAUCUAGAGAAAUGCUUACUAGUAGUACCUAAGGAAUUCUCGGGAUUGAAGAAUUUGCAAACUCUUGUGUUGAAAUUAAUUGUUUCGAGGCCGGAUCUGCUUGAUGACCUGUUUUCCAACUGCAUGCAUCUUGAAGACUUCACCCUAGAUAACUGUGAAUUCUAUUCUUUAGCGAGAAUAAAUAGUCGAACAUUGUCUCGUUUGAAAAUUGUUUGCCGCUCUCAACAUUUGAAGACGAUUUAUAUCAAUGCACCAAAUCUCUCAUCCUUUGAAUAUUCUUGUCAUGGUAGACACUCAAUAAACCUCAACGCUGGUAGGUUAUCCCAAUUUAUCUACAGAACUAAGACGAUGAUCGGAAUCGUUGAUAUGUCUAGCUUGAAAAAUUUAACAACAGUUGUGUUGGAUGGAUUUCAUGAACUACUCGAUCUUUCGUUCAUGCAAUAUCUGUUUGAAAAAUGUCUCAAACUUGAGGACGUCACCCUUAAAAACUGCCCAAUGCCAGAUGACAUGGAAAUUACGAGUACAAAGUUGCUUCAUCUGAAAAUAAUUGACUGUAGCUCUGGGAGCCACUCUAAGAUAUCAAUUGACGCAGAGAAUCUGUCAUCCUUUGAAUAUAGUGGUCUCGCGGGUGAAUUCUCUAUUAAGGCACCAAAGUUAUCGAAUGUUUUUUGGAAUGCAGUUGUAAGAGAGAAAAAUCCAGAUUCCUUGGGUCCAAUUCCAGAAUUACUUCAGAUUGAGAAUCUAGCUAUAAUCACAAGGCAUUCACAGAUAUCAAAAUUAAAGGUCUUGGGUAAAUUUCAAAAUCUUAGACAAUUGGAGUUAUUUGUGGAUGUGGCAGAUUAUCCAUUUAUUGAAUUCUAUUCACUUUUAGAUGUAUUAAUGGCUUCUCAACAUCUCAAAAAGUUUUCUCUAACGAUUCAACGCACUUAUUGGUUUGGAUCUCUGAAUGAAAGAAAAUGUGCAAAUUUUGUUCACAAUGAAUUGAAGUAUGUUGAGCUACAUGGUUAUGUAUCCACACCACAUGCAAUUGAGUUUGCUAGGAGCCUAUUGAGAAAUGUGAGUUCGCUUAAGAAAAUUACUUUCAGCUCUAUGGACAAACUUUAUGUAGGUGCUGAAACAUGGACUAAGGGCUCAGAUAGUUUUUGUGAGUUUAAUCGUAAUUUCAUUUAUGAGAGUCUUAAAGAUGAAGUAAAAGCACAAUGUGAGCUUAUCAUUUUGUAGACUUGUUCUUUUAGUGAGUGCACUCUUGAAACAACAUAAAUUUUGUUGUUAUUUACUUUAUAAUUAUAAUGACAUGAUUUUCAAUAGAGGCUGUGGGGAUGUUGAGGAAAUUUGUUCAAUGUUAAUGUAUUUUCUUGGAAGUGGUUGUUAAUUUCGAUGAAUGGUGCCAUAAUCCCAUAGAUUGCAUAAAUUUCUUGUAACUGUUAUUACCGUCUUGUUCUUUGGCUAUCUGUCUUAUGUAUUGGGGUUGGAGUACCCUAGUACUCCCUCUUUUAAUACAAUUGUUGAUUAUAAAAGAAAAAUAAUGAAUUUAAUAGGCCAAUGUGUUAUUUGUUAAUUCAUGCUUACAAAUAUUUCUUCUAACAUCGAUUAGAGAGACACACAUUACA